This is a messenger RNA of Postia placenta MAD-698-R-SB12, 1482 nucleotides long. RefSeq lists its product as hypothetical. The coding region runs from base 1 to 1482 and encodes 493 amino acids. NCBI's taxonomy places the organism in Eukaryota, Fungi, Basidiomycota, Agaricomycetes, Polyporales, Adustoporiaceae. The record is from RefSeq and is a predicted model, not a curated record. The transcript is spliced from 2 exons.
AUGCCUUAUGAACUCCCUCCAGAACUGUGGCUGCAGAUAUUCCACUAUGCUGCAGAAGAUGAGCCCUUAUUUGACUACGCGCUGCCGACGUCCAUGACCGAAUCGUCCUGGUCGAAGAGGGUCAUGAGUGAUGGCUGGACGCUCAGAGCGCCCAACGAUCUCAUCGAAAUAAUGCAUAGAAAGAGCUUUGCAACCAAGAAGGCGAUUGUAUCUACCUGCAGGGCUUGGAGAGACCUUGGUACGGAAUUCUUGUUCCGAUGCUUCCUCUUCGGCGACCCGUCACGAUUUCAACAAUUACGCGUCAUACUUGACGCAGACAACUCCCUCGGACGUCGCGCCAAAAGGUUGCACAUCGCUCGCUUUUAUGCCGGACACGGGUCGACUCUGGAAGAAACUCAGGAUGCCCUUGUGUCUAUCAUCCGGCAUUGCCCUAAUCUCGAGGCAUUUAUUGUUACCUGGUCGUUCUCCAAUUCUCUCGCCGCUGUGGUCGAUGCACUAUGCACGUACUGUCCUCGCAACCUACGCACUCUGCAGCUCUAUAUCCCCACCUCAGGCAUAGCUAAGGCCAUCCUCAUGCUAGACUCCCUGCCCGCACUCGUCUCCGUGCAUUUUCAAUUUGAAGGAGUAUCAUCAGAAAACAUCCGGCUGGGAUCCACGUCGGCGGUCACAUUGACCUUGAACUCCCUCGAGCAGCUACAGCUGCGCGGGCCGUUCCAGGAGUUCCUCGAGCAAGCGACAGGGUGGAAGCUACCCGCCCUACGCAGCCUCUCUCUCGAUUUCCUCAGCUUCCGUGAUGACCUGCCAGACAUCAUCGAGUUCCUGACCCACCACGGCGACGACCUCACGUAUCUUGAUAUUAACUGCGUUCCCGCGCUUGACGUCGCUACGAUCCUCGACCUCUGCCCGAACCUCACCACCUUCGCAUUCAACCCCGACUGGCGCAUCGCGAGCACGUACGACAUCACGGGUGUCGGGGGCACGCUUGUGCACCGCCCGCACGAGCACAUCACCACGAUCGGGUGCCACCAGCUACUGCACGCGUUCGACGUCGGCGACGCCGCGAAGCACCUCGCGAUCGACCCGCUCGCCACGCUGCUCGUGCAGCGCCGCAACGACCGCAACUUCGCAGCGCUCACGAAGCGCGACUUCCCCCGCCUGCAGCGUGUGCGUGUGCUGAACCGCACUUUGCUGAGGGACCUCGAGGCCGCCGACGGGCCGCAGGGCGACGCGUACGAGCGCUGGGAGCGCUGGUGGGACCAGUGCGCCAGGCAGGGAAUACGCCUGGAGGACUGUACGGGCGCGUUACUGGGCACGCUGCCGCUGGAAGAGGAGGACGACGAAAGCGAGAGCGAGAGCGAGGACGAUGAGGCGUACCUGGCGCCAUUGCGGGAGGUGCUGGAGGAGUGCAGGCAGUUGCCAAGCGUGGACGAAAGUGAAUACUUCUUCACUCAUGCGAAUGGCUCCAUGCACCACAGUGAAUGA